Cuscuta epithymum is the source of this 680-nucleotide messenger RNA. The record is from the annotation of a GenBank genome assembly. Lineage: Eukaryota; Viridiplantae; Streptophyta; Magnoliopsida; Solanales; Convolvulaceae.
GGUGAUUCAGGAGGAGCAGACUACACAUUCAUUUCUGAUGAGCACCAGUCCAUUUUGCGUGGAGUUUCUUGUGUGUUUCCUCUUGCAGAGCACAGACAUUGUGCGAGACAUGUGUUUGCCAAUUGGCACAAAACACAUAAAGGUGAUGAAUUAAAGAUGAUAUUCUGGAAAGCGGCAAAGGCGUAUAAUGAACCUGAUUUUGUGGAGGCAUUGGAUGAAAUGGGUAAAGUCAGUCCGGCUGCGGUUACUGCUUUUAAAGCAUAUAAUCCCAGAUGUUUUUGUAGAGCCUACAUUAGAACAACCACAAAAUGUGAUGUCAUAGUAAGUAACAUGGCUGAAACUUUUAAUGGAUACAUUAUAAAUGCUAGAGCUAAGCAUAUAAUAUUUAUGCUAGAAGAUAUUAGGGGUGCUUUGAUGCAAAGAAUGGUUGUUAAGCGGCAGACUAUGGAAAAAAAUGGAUGUUUCUUAUGUCCAAGAAUCCAGGCAAGAUUAGAAAAAUCAAAAGAUGAGGCAGCUAAUUGUACCCCACUACCCUCUAGUCAAGUGUUGUUUCAGGUGUGUCAUAGGCUAGAUACUUUGACAGUCAAUCUGGAGACUAAGAGUUGCACUUGCAGAAAGUGGGACCUUAGCGGCGUUCCAUGUUGUCAUGCUGUUGCAUGUAUGUUCUUCAUGAAUGUAGC